UAGCUAAUAUAGCUACAAGCUAGCUUAACGCAGGGAAUACAAACUGAGGAACAGAUGUCUUCAGCCCCUCAUUAGAUUAGUGCUGUUUUUAAAGUUGAAUGGUUAAAUGUUAACAGUACAUCGAAGUUAGCAGUAAUCAUCAGGUGGGAAAUGAUUUGGGAUGCGCAAAGCUGGUUAUUAAUAAAUAAUGAGAAAGGCUUUAUUAAUCCCAUAUUCGGGAAAUUCGUUCGUUACAGCAGUUUAAAUGGAUAAUAAUAAGAUCCGGAUUAUUUGGCAGAUACCUCUCUGCUAGAGAGAUGUAUUAUAGAAAGAGGUAGCAUGUGGUAUGAAAGAUUUCCUGCGAUAAUGGAGCAGAGAAGCUGCCCAGUAAGUGGUGCAGAGAUGGUCAUCAGUAUUAUCUGUGACAGAUAACAGAUUGUUCAGUGACCUCCUCUUCACCACAGCUCCUGAAGUGGCCCAGCAGCCAAUCACAAAGCCAGCCUUCCUGAUCAGUUUAUUCAGCCUGUUGGAGUCACCAGCUCCCCCCACUGCACUCACCACAACUGAGUGACAGAAAAUCUCCCAACAUCUUGCUGCGCACAUUGCAGGAUCCCAGUUUCCUUAGGAAAUAGAGCCUGCAGAUCCCCUUCUUGUAUACAGCCACUGUGUUGGUCUUCUGUUCCAGUUGUCGAUGUGGACACCUUCAUACUUGUACUCCUCCACCACAUCAACAUCCAGUCCCAGGAUAAACUCUGGUUGUGUAGUCAUCCUCUUCCUUGUGAAGUUGAUCACCUUCUCGCUGGUCUUAUUUACAUUCAGAAGCAGAUGAUUCCUCCCAGACCACUCCACAUAAUCAUGCACUAGUGCUCUGUACUCCUCCUCCUCCUGCCCAUCAGCGUUUCUCUGGCCAUGGAUCCGACCUGUAGUGGGUCUGCGGCUCCGGCUGGUUUGACGGUCCAGGUGUGCUUCCCCGGUGCCCGUGCAGCUGUUUUGGACAAUCUGAACCGGCAGCGGGUGGAGGGCAGGCUGUGCGACCUCUCCAUCCAGGUGCAAGGCCAAGUAUUCAGGGCCCACCGCUGUGUGCUCGCUGCAUCCUCACCUUACUUUCAUGACCAGGUGUUACUGAAAAACGUUACAACUGUCUCCCUGCCCUCAGUCAUGGACCCAGUUGCCUUUGAGAGCGUCCUGAGUUCUGCGUACACCGGCCAGCUGAGCAUCGUUCACGACGAUAUCGUCAACUAUGUCACCGUGGCCAGUUUCCUUCAGAUGUGGCACAUCGUGGACAAGUGCACUGAGAUCCUGAAGCGGCCUCGGCCCUCAGCAGAAGGCGCCUCUGGAGAGGCUGCUGCUGCGGCUCACCCCGGCUCUGCAUCUCGCCAGCAGUCCCCAAGCAGCACGGAGUGCCUGUAUGCAGAGAGGGAGGGAAGAAGGAGGGAGAGGAAGCCGGAUGCGUUGCCUCCCUUAGCUACAUGGAGACGCCCGCAGCAGUUUUCAAGAUGGGGACGCCCUCGGCCCUCGGCAGCCCAGCACUUGGCUGACUCACAGCUGGACAGCCUCCCUGGCUAUGUGGAGACUGAUUACACCAGCUGUGAGGAGACGUGGGUAUCGUGCAAUGCUAAGACGAGCCACUUUACUCAUGACGGACCUGGCCACAGUGGCCGGCACCACGGGGGGUUCCCCGGUGCUGAAGCAUUAAAGCAGAAAGUCAGAUUUCAACAGCGGGGCGCACCACAGAGCGCUGAUCGGCCACUCGAUAAAAAUAGAGAGAUUGGGGACGGCGAUGAGACGCAGGACAAGAGGAGGAGUGAGAGAAGAGAGAUUGAGGCAGAUGAAGGAGUGGGAGAAGAGGCAGAGAAGAAGGAAGGGUUUGCACAAAUAGGUCACUGUGACUUCCACCCAGCUUCAAAUGAGCAUGGGGAACAUGGACAUGCUGCAGGGAAGCAGAGUGCAGAGGCGAUGAAGCAAAGAGAUUUGGUUGGAAGCGAUCCUGCCUCAGACCUGCCCGAUCUUCAUGGUUGCCAAACGGGUGAAGGAGUUUCAGACCCUUCCUGCCCAUCCUCGGCCAGGCUGCAGUGGCAGACAGGUCCCUGGUCUCAGCAGGAGCAGAGGCCUCAGGUAGGACAGGGUGGCAGUUGCAGUAAAGAUGAGGAUGAUGAAGAGGAAGAGGAGGAUGUUGAUUUUGAAUGUUUCACUGAAGCGACCUACAGGAGAGACACUUACGAUGAAAUUGAAGACGGCACUGGACAGGUUUCCCAGAGGCCCUUGGUCCCCGUGUCUCCUGACUUUACCGCGGCAGGCGCAGAGGUGAGUUGGCAGGGAAGCUCUUUGACCCCGACCUCCAGUCGUCAUCUGUCCUCAUCUUCUGCCGCAUUUCCACCACCCCCUUCACCUCCGACCCCAUCUUCGUCAUCCUCGGUGUCCCUCGCUGCUGCGCCCUACACAGGAAAAGUCCACUUCUGCCACUGUGGGAAAGCCUACACCCUGAAGAGUAUGCGUGACCGGCAUGUGAAGAUGCAGCACCUCAACCUGCGGCCCUUUGGGUGUCCUGUUUGCACAAAGUCCUUCAAAAUGAAGCAUCAUCUCACUAAGCACCUUAAAACCCACGGAGGGCUGCGGCCGUAUGAGUGCAGCCUCUGUGGGAAGAAAGUCAUUUGGAGAGACAGCUUCCUGAGGCAUCAGGCGCGAUGUGAGAGACUUGCUUCCAGCUCCUCAGCCAACAGCAACAGUGCGAGCGCAGCAGCAGCAGAUGUGGAUGACGGCUAUAGUUACGGCUUUGAUGAAGGGGAAGCCUUUCUCCCCACUGCAGGACAGGUGAAGGUUGAGGAAGUGGAUUUUCAUAAGGAGAUAGAGGAUGGGAUGGGUGGGCUGUUGGGCAGUGUUUCUGGGAUUGUUAAUGAGCUAAGAACCCAGACACAAAAUCUGGACCCUGGCAGUCACGUUUUUAAAGAGGAAGCCAGUGAGAGCUUUACUGGAAACUAAACAGAUUUGAAGGAUUUUGUUUAACUUGCCAGAAUUUCUACUGUUAUUGCUCCUGAAAUGUCAUCCAGUUUUCACACGAUCUGAGUAAACAAGGAGCACAAAAGCAGCUGUACUUUCCAUGCCUUUUAUUUUUAAUACCUUGAGUCAUCACUCCUCGCUGGAUGGAAAAAAUAAGUGAACCUUUGUGCUAACGAGUUCUCAGAAAAGCUACUUGGAGUCAAGUGUUCCAAUUAAGGUGAUGAGAUUAGACUAGUGGGAUGUAGAGGCACCUGUCCACACAAACAAAUGUGUAUAAGGUCUGAUUAAUGAUGAAGCUGGCUACUUCCCCAAAAAAGGUUGG
This is a messenger RNA of Archocentrus centrarchus (flier cichlid), 3298 nucleotides long. It is a transcript of the gene zbtb22a, whose product is annotated as zinc finger and BTB domain containing 22a. The record is from RefSeq and is a predicted model, not a curated record. The transcript is spliced from 4 exons. Gene Ontology annotation, molecular function: RNA polymerase II cis-regulatory region sequence-specific DNA binding; protein binding; DNA-binding transcription factor activity, RNA polymerase II-specific. NCBI's taxonomy places the organism in Eukaryota, Metazoa, Chordata, Actinopteri, Cichliformes, Cichlidae. Gene Ontology annotation, biological process: regulation of transcription by RNA polymerase II. The coding region runs from base 889 to 2958 and encodes 689 amino acids.